UCACACACACACACACACACACACACACACACACACACACAGCAUGGUUGUCGAUUUCUCUCUCGCCGACGAUUGUUGACAUUGGAAAGUUAUCGAUCUGAUUGUCAAAACUGGAAUUAUUAUUCAACCAAACUACCCAAUACGCUGUGGACUUGUGCUGUUAGCUUGUUUCAUCAUGUUGAAAGUUGGCACCAGAGUUUGUCACCAUUGCCAUCGGACCCACACUUACUCGGCCCUCAUCCAUACCCACAAGAAAACCACAUGGUCAUCGAAACGAAUCCGCAAGACAUUCUUAGAUUAUUUCUGUGAAGAGAAUGGCCAUCAGUUUGUGAAGUCAUCAUCUGUGAUACCCACGAAGGCAGCUGGUACUUAUUUUACCAAUGCAGGAAUGAACCAAUUCAAACCGAUCUUCCUCGGAGACAGUAACCUCAGCAGUGAAAUGGCUCAUCACAAGACCGCUGCCAAUAGUCAGAGAUGUAUUCGGGUUGGCGGAAAACAUAAUGAUUUAAACGAUGUGGGCAAAGAUCUUUGCCAUCACACCUUCUUUGAGAUGUUGGGCAAUUGGUCCUUCGGAGAUUAUUUUAAGGUACUGAUUCCUGCAGAGAAGAUUUUACCAUUUGAUGUGAAGGACAAUUUCUGGGAAAUGGGCAACACAGGGCCAUGUGGUCCUUGCACAGAAAUCCAUUACGACCACAUUGGCAAUAGAAACGCUGCUCAUUUGGUUAACACUGGAUCUUCGGAUGUUGUUGAAAUAUGGAAUCUGGUAUUUAUGGAGUACAAUCGAAUGACUGACCAAAGUUUGCAGAAACUCCCCAAACAACAUGUAGACACGGGACUUGGACUGGAGCGGUUGUGUUCAGUUCUUUCUGGUUCCAAAGACAAUUACAGCUCAGAUUUGUUUCAAGGAAUAUUUAACAGAAUUCACAAGGUGACUGGUUCUGCUCAAUAUAAAGGUAAGACUGGAAUGGCUGAUGUUGGUGGCAGAGACGAGGCCUACAGAAUUGUUGCUGACCAUAUAAGGAUGUCAACAAUAUCCAUCGGUGAUGGCUUGUUACCUAGCAGGGAUGGCUUAGGACACAAACUGCGCCAUGUCAUCCACCGAGCUCUCCACCAGUCCCACACCAUCUUCCAAGCCCCAGCUGGAUUCUUUGGAUCAUUGGUCAAUGAUGUCGCGGAAUCAUUGGAAGAUGUCUUCCCUGAAUGCUUCCAAGAUAAAACAAUGAUCCAAGAGAUUCUGGACCAAAGCGAGAGGCAUUACUUGGAGAUGUUACAGGAUGGCUACCAUUCUUUCAAAAGACUUCUCAACAAACUUGGUUCUCAACAUUUCACUGAUGAAAACAUCAUGCAGUUAGCUGAGGGCCGGUUUGGUCGACCGGUCCCUGUCGAUGUUCUGUGCAAUAUUGCAUGGGAGAGAGGUUACCAGGUGGACAUUGAUAAAAUUCAGGAAGACUUUUUAAAACGACAGCUUCAACCCAGUUUAGAGAAACCAGCUGUACCAAAGGCUCUUCUGGAUCCUGACCUAAUAUCAAAGCUUCAGGAAUCUUCCAUUUUGACCACAGAUGACCACUACAAAUACCUAUACACCAGUACUAAUGGUGUUUACAGUUUUACCGAUGUCCCCGGCAGCUGCGUGGUGGCUUUGAUCCAUAACGAUUUUUUGACUGAGAAGGUUUCUGCUGGAGACAAGUGUGCUGUUCUUUUAAACAGGACAUCUUUCUAUGCCGAGGCUGGAGGUCAACAGUCUGACCUGGGUCACAUUGUUGCAAAGAAGACAGGUGCUAAGUUCCAGGUAACCAGUGUGCAACAGAUGCAGAAUUAUGUAGUGCAUUUUGGCCAGGUGCAAGAAGGCAGUUUCAUGAAGCAGGAUUUGGUUAGCUUGCAGCUGGAACAGGAUGUGAGACAAGGCUGUAUGUGUAACCACACGGCUACACAUUUAUUAAACUCUGCCUUGCAACAAAUCCUUGCUUCUCAAGUCCGACAACUUGGUUCUUCAGUCAUGGAACACAAAUUCACAUUUGAUUUCUCCUGUCUGGAAGACAUGUCUGCUGAGAAGUUAAGUGCCAUCGAGAAAACGGUUCAGUCUGCGAUCAGGCAACAGUUGCCAGUCUACAGGCAAGAACUUAGAAAAACAGAAGUUAUGGCACUGGACUGUGUCACCUACAACCCCAACGAAAUUUACCCUGACUAUGUCUACCUAAUCAGUGUGGGGCUACCCAUCAAUGAGCUGAGGUCAAUUCCCCCUUCUGAACAAUCUAAAUAUUCACAGGAACUCUGUACCGGCACACAUGUCCACAACACAAGUGAUAUCGGCCAGUUUAUCAUCACCAACUUCUCAGGUGUAUCACACAGCACUAAACGAAUGACGUGUGUUACAGGAAGACUGGCUGAUGAUGCCAUCAAGAACUUAUCUGAAAUUCAGAAACUCUUCGAACAGUUAAAGAUGUCUCUUGGAAUGAAAGAAGCUGGAGAAAGUUUGGAGCGGCAGUUAAAGACGAUCUAUGCAAUGUUGGGUCAACAACUCCUACCCAAGGUGAGUCGUGACAGACUAAAGACCAACGUCACCUUAUUACAAGAGAAAAUCCGACAGAUAAGGAAUGCAGAUGCCAGUUCAGAUCUUGCUAUGGCCAUGAAGAAGAGACUGGAUGAGAAAGAGUCAGCCCAGUACGUUAUAUGUCACACUGACUUUGAUGGACCUCGGCAGGUGAGAAAAGCCCUGAGGCACCUCCAUCUUACCUGCCCAAUUGUAGCUGUUUCUUCUCUCAAACAAAACCUAUCAGUUGCUGUAGUUACACCAAAGGACUGGAAUAGAGCAGUGAAUGCAUCUGCCAUUGGACAACACCUGGGCCAGGUGUGUGGAGGAAGGGGUAAAAUCAGCAAAGAGGUCAAACCUGGUGACCCUCCAAUGUAUUUUCUCACAAUGAAGGCCACCACCGACUUAGAAACCGUCCUGUCUGAAGCUAAGAGUUACCUCCACAACAUCACUGUCGAAACCCAAGAAGAAUCUUUACGUUGAUCCCCCACCCCCCAUAGACAUUAUUUUUUAACAACACCAACUUGGACACUGACCUGUUUAAAACUUGUAGCUAUUUUUCUAUAGGUCAAAUGGUUUAUCUGGAGGGGUAGUUGUGAGGUCAAUGAGGAGCAGUAAUGGUCAGGUCAAGGGAUCAAAACUUACUACUGUCAUUGUAUCGUGGACUUGAGCAAGACAUGACUCUACUUUCUCCAGUUUAUUUUACUAAACAAAUAAAAGUGCUGUGUUUCUAUUCUUUACUUCACUGAUGAGUGGUCAGUGGCAGGAAAGGGUCAACUUUGGCCUUAGACUGACCAAAGCCUUGUGAUGGGGGUUUCAUAAAAGGAAACUGGAAGAAGCCCUUGUAAUUCCUAAUAGAGAUCCCAGUUUAAUUCUUUCUUCAGGUCUUUGGGUGCCUUUAGCAGGGUCCAGCCUGUUGCUGACAUCCAGGACUGGUCCCUGGUGCCUCUCCUCCCCUCCCACGCUCUUUCUGCAGAUGUUUAACCUAUGUUUAAGACUUCACUUCAGUCUCACCUGUGCAGGUGUGUCUUGGAAUGUUAUAAACAUUACUUUACCACCUCUCACUAGCCUACAAUAUAUAUAUAUAUAUGUGUGUAUAGAGAUACACACAUACACAUACACACUCACCUUCAGCCCCCUACAUACAUGCAUAUACUCAUUGCACACAUACAUAAGUAUACAUACACAUACAAGGUUCCAUACAUACAUUACAUAUAUAUAUAUAUAUAUAUAUACACACAUAUACAUACAAAGGAAAAAAGAAUUUGAUUUUUUUUUUAACUUCUCGUUAAAGAAAACAUGUUUUUCAGUUUAUUUUUUCUCAUAAAACUGGUUUUUGUCUUUAAAUGAAUAAAUAAAUGCAACUUACCUGGAGAGGCUAUGAAUGUGUAGAUGUGUGUGUGUGUGCAAGUGGUAGUAUGUGUGAGUGUAGACCUUUGUAUGUGUGUAUGUAUGUAUGUGUGUGUGUGUGUGUGUGUGUGUAGUUCUCUGUCCUCUCUCUCUGUUAUAGUUUUUGAUAGAAAUUAACUCAAAUAUUUCCAGAAAUAUGAAAAUAUUACACUUCCUACAAUCUGGAGUAAUUGAUUGAUAUUGAUUAAGUAAAUGACACCGAUUAAAGGUGUUAUAUUAUACAGUACUGUAUAUCUAAAUCUCUAUAUAUCUAAACCUACUAAUCUAUUUAAAUAUGUUACUUGCACUAUUAUGUAAUUAAUAGUACGACUAUUUAAUUAAAGAUAUUAUAUAUCUUGUGUGUUGGCGGGGUGAGGUGGGGUCAUUGCACCAAUAAUAAUAAACACAUGCACCGUUUCAAUAUCACUUGUUUAUUGUUAGCCAACUGUUUAAAUAUCUAACCAAAUAAUCAGUUGUUUGUUUAAUAUGUCGGUUAAACGGCGGCGAGCUGGUAGAAUCGUUAGCACGCGGGGCGAAAUGCUUAGCGGUAUUUCGUCAGCCGUUACGUUCUGAGUCCAAAUUCCGCCAAGGUUGACUUUGCCUUUCAUCCUUUUGGGGUCGAUUAAAUAAGUACCAGUUAAGCACUGGGGUCGAUGUAAUCGACUUAAUCCCUUUGUCUGUCCUUGUCUGUCCCCUCUAUGUUUAGCCCCCUGGUAUACAUAAUAUCUUAGUAGGCAAAAGCAGAAAUUAUAACAUGACAAUAGGUUUGGAAUCGGUAAGUUAAGAACAUCCUGGUUUUGAGAUUUUUUCUGUAAAUAAAACAUUUAAUGAACAUUUGCAAAGAGAAGCAGCAAAUAUUUCAGCAAAGAUAAUUCUCGUAAAUUAAUGUCUAGUAAUCAUAUUCAACAAAAAAUUAAUUCACUUCCAAGUUAUUCCAAAUUAUUUAAACAAAUCAAACAUUGGUAAUGAUGGAACUCUUGAUCUUCACCUCUGAUAUCAAUGGAAUUUUGUUCUUUGAAUAUUUUCAACUUUUCUUUAUU
Messenger RNA from Octopus bimaculoides (California two-spot octopus), 4959 nucleotides. RefSeq names its product alanine--tRNA ligase, cytoplasmic. Lineage: Eukaryota; Metazoa; Mollusca; Cephalopoda; Octopoda; Octopodidae. Gene Ontology annotation, cellular component: mitochondrion; cytoplasm. The record is from RefSeq and is a predicted model, not a curated record. Gene Ontology annotation, molecular function: alanine-tRNA ligase activity; ATP binding; nucleic acid binding. Gene Ontology annotation, biological process: alanyl-tRNA aminoacylation.